AAACUGUCAGAUUGAACAAAAACAAUGGAAACAUGCGCAGACUGAGCUUUAAUGCAAUAAAGCUGAUUAACCACUUUUUCUCUACUUCCCCAAAUUUACAAAAGGCUCAUCCUUCUGUCCAUCAGACACUCAUAAUUCUCUUUCUGACAGACGACGGCGUGGCUCGGCUCGGCUGAUGGACAUGAGGUCUCUGCUAACACUGUCAGUGCUGUUGGCUCUCAUAAGAGAAGACAAUGGACAAAAUCCAACAGUGUCUCUCCUGCCGAGGUUCCCAGAUGUGUUUGUUGGAGAUGACAUCACUCUGAUCUGUAAAGGAGGGGGUGAACCGAUAAAAUGGUUCAUUAAUGGAAAGCCACAUUCACAUCAGAGAUCUUCAAUGCUUCUUACAGCCGUGACAUCUAAAGACAACGGGAGGUACGAAUGUGAGCGAGGCGGAUCGAAGAGCGAGCCGUACACACUCACUGUCGAAGAGCUGGAGCCUCACGCUCAGCUGUCACCAUCUGUAGGUGGCGCUGUGAUGACCAAAGGUGGUGGAAGAAACCUGGUCCUGCAGGUGGACGAUGAUCCGAAUGACUGGAAGUGUUUUGUGUUGAGGGGAGAGAGCGGCUCUAAACUAGGAACCUCUGUUGAUCAGAUGAAGAACAGGGCUGUUAUGUUUGCAGAAUUGAACGAAGCAAAAAGAGCCACUUUCUGGUGCAAGAAGACCGGGACACAACGAAGCAAUGCUGUGACGCUGAAAAUGACAGAGCUCAAGGUGAUGUUGGAGCCUCCCGCCGUUCCUGCACUGCUGGGCGAGAGUGUGGCGCUCAGGUGUGCAGUCUGGGGAGGGAAAGCCGAAACCGCUGCUUUCUAUAAGGAUAAUCAGCUAAUCACAACCACAAAAGAAGACACAUACAUCAUCACCAACGCCACACAAGAUCAUAACGGACAGUACAGAUGUCACGCCACCUACAGGUACACCCACAUCACUGCAGAUGCUGCCCGGCUGGAAGGAGAUUCUGAUGCGCAGGAGAUAAAAGUUAUAGGUGGGCCUCCUGCUCCUACAGUGGAUUCAACGUCUCCAAAUAGACUGAAGUGUCUCUGCAGAGGCUGUCCUUCUAACUGCAUGUCCUACCGCUGGUAUCACACACUUAUUGAUGACUUGUUUGCAAGACGAAAACUACCUGAAAAUACACAAGUAAUUACCGUGAAGGAAGGAGGACUGUUCAGCUGCCGGAUGGAGUGUGGGAAAGGUUUCUCCCGUUUCAGCAACAUUUACAGCUACGAAGCCCAACCGGAGUCAGAGCCUGUAAAUGUGCUGCCCAUCAUGGUGGCUUUGAUUCUGAUGGUUCUCGGGGUGUUGAUCGUGGUGCUGAUCGCACUGAAGCGCAGAAGACUUGAAGCAAGUGCUCAGGCGACCGCACAGGGUAAAGAUAAGAAGAAAGAUGGAGACUAUGAGCAAAUCCAACUCACCGAUCAGGCGGUUUACCACACACUAGGCGAGAAUACGGAUAAGGACACGGCCGAGGGGGGUUAUGAAGCCCUAAAAAAGAGGCAGGAGGAGGGGGUGUACCACACACUAGGAGCUGCAGAAGGUCAGGGUGAGGGUCAAGGUGCGUACGAGGCUCUUAAGAGUGUGAAAGCCGAGGUGUACCACACACUCGGAGCUGCAGAAAGUCAAGGUCAGGGUGAAGGUCAAGGCGGGUACGAGGCUCUUAAGAGUGUGAAAGCCGAGGUGUACCAAACCUUAAGUUCAGGCGACUCAAAAACACCGGCAGGAGAAUCAGAGGGAGGGUAUGAGCAGCUUCCUCAGAAAGAUAAAGAUUUUGAGGCCGUGGCAGGAGAAGAAAAUCCAUAUGAAGAACUGAAGGCCGGAAAACAGGAUAAGAAAGAGAUGAGCAAAGAGAAAGAAUAAAGGAACCUGUAAGAAAGAGCACCACAUAAAUGCUAACCAAUAGUCAAAUCGCUGAUCUUUUUAUCUCACAAUUCUGACUUAUUUUCUUUUAGAAAGAAUUGAGAGUUUAUAUAUAGAUUUAGUUGUGUAUGAAAUCGCUCCCUAUCCACUAUAUAGUGCACUAUAUCGGGUGUCCGCCACCGCCAUUUUGUAGUGGUGCCCGAAUUCUGAGUGUACGACAUCAUUCCCUACAUUCCUUCACUACUUUUACCCACAAUCCUCUCUGAAUUCGAGUGUACAUUCGAUGUGCACUUGCUGAAGCACUAUUUCCCGCAAUCCAACUGGCGUGAGCAAAUUUAAACCAGAGAUUACAUUACAGCUUUCUUAUUCCUGCUUUAAAAUUUAUUUCAUGCUAGUUUUAUUUUUCUAUUAAUCAUUACUUGAAUAGAA
Molecule: messenger RNA, 2323 nt
Organism: Pimephales promelas (fathead minnow)
Lineage: Eukaryota; Metazoa; Chordata; Actinopteri; Cypriniformes; Leuciscidae
Biological process (GO): immune response; cell surface receptor signaling pathway
Cellular component (GO): external side of plasma membrane
Molecular function (GO): transmembrane signaling receptor activity
Source: RefSeq, a predicted model, not a curated record